This is a messenger RNA of Molossus molossus (Pallas's mastiff bat), 7850 nucleotides long. It is a transcript of the gene CREBBP, whose product is annotated as CREB binding protein. Lineage: Eukaryota; Metazoa; Chordata; Mammalia; Chiroptera; Molossidae. Gene Ontology annotation, molecular function: protein binding; chromatin DNA binding; transcription coactivator activity. Gene Ontology annotation, biological process: positive regulation of transcription by RNA polymerase II. The coding region runs from base 303 to 7679 and encodes 2458 amino acids. The transcript is spliced from 31 exons. The record is from RefSeq and is a predicted model, not a curated record. Gene Ontology annotation, cellular component: nucleus; transcription regulator complex; histone acetyltransferase complex.
UACCUCUUUGGCUAGACAAGUAGCUUGUUAAAGUUGAUAGUGUACAUCCUUUGUAACUCUGGCACUCUUCUCUGAAAUUCACUCACUCAUUCAGCAUGUGAAUGUUUGUUGAGGGCUUAAUAUAUGCCAGGCAUUUUAUGCUAGUCACUGAGUGGUCAGGAUCACUACUUUGGUGGUGCUUUACAACCUCAUGAGUUAUAACAGGAAGUUGAUAGUAUGAUUUUAAGACUCAUUCAUUAUGUCCAUAGACUAUAGAAGAAUCCAUACUUCUGGCUAAUAGAAGGUGUGAUAAACUGGUCUGUAUGUGCUUUAAAAGAAAAAUUUUUAUUUUUACCAAUACAGAUAAUAUGGGGCUCCAAAUGCAAUUCAAAGAAAAAAUACAAGGUAUUAUGACAGAAGAGAUAUUAGAAAACCUGAAGAAAGAUUUUGGACCAUUGUUUGACUUGGAAAAUGAUCUUCCCGAUGAGCUGAUCCCCAAUGGAGAAUUAGGCCUUUUAAACAGUGGGAACCUUGUUCCAGAUGCUGCUUCCAAACAUAAACAAUUGUCAGAGCUUCUGCGCGGAGGCAGCGGCUCUAGUAUCAACCCAGGAAUAGGAAAUGUGAGCGCCAGCAGCCCUGUGCAGCAAGGCCUCGGUGGCCAGGCUCAAGGGCAGCCGAACAAUGCGAAUAUGGCCAAUCUGGGUACCAUGGGCAAGAGUCCUCUGAACCAGGGAGAUUCUUCAGCCCCCAGCCUGCCAAAGCAGGCAGCCAGCACCUCUGGGCCCACUCCCCCUGCUUCCCAACCACUGAAUCCGCAAGCACAAAAGCAGGUGGGGCUGGUAACCAGCAGCCCUGCUACAUCGCAGACAGGACCUGGGAUCUGCAUGAAUGCUAACUUUAACCAGGCCCACCCAGGCCUCCUCAAUAGUAACUCUGGUCAUAGUUUAUUGAACCAGGCCCAGCAGGGGCAGGCGCAAGUCAUGAAUGGAUCUCUUGGGGCUGCUGGCAGAGGAAGGGGAGCUGGAAUACCGUACCCUGCUCCAGCCAUGCAGGGGGCCACAAGCAGUGUGCUGGCUGAGACGUUAACACAGGUUUCGCCACAAAUUCCCAGUCACGCGGGACUGAACACAGCACAGUCAGGAGGCAUGACCAAGAUGGGAAUGACUGGUAACACAAGUCCAUUUGGACAACCCUUUAGUCAAACUGGAGGGCAGCCAAUGGGAGCCCCUGGAGUGAACCCCCAGUUACCCAACAAACAGAAUGUGGUCACUAGUUUGCCUCCCUUCCCUGCAGACAUCAAGAAUGCUUCAGUCACCAAUGUGCCAAACAUGUCUCAGAUGCAAACAUCAGUGGGAAUUGUACCCACACAAGCAAUUGCAACGGGCCCCACUGCAGAUCCUGAAAAACGCAAACUGAUACAGCAGCAGCUGGUUCUACUGCUUCACGCUCAUAAAUGUCAGAGACGAGAACAAGCAAACGGAGAGGUUCGGGCCUGCUCUCUCCCACAUUGUCGAACUAUGAAAAAUGUUUUGAAUCACAUGACACACUGUCAGGCUGGGAAAGCCUGUCAAGUUGCCCAUUGUGCAUCUUCACGACAAAUCAUCUCUCAUUGGAAGAACUGCACACGACAUGACUGCCCUGUUUGCCUCCCUUUGAAAAAUGCCAGUGACAAGCGAAACCAACAAACUAUCCUGGGGUCUCCAGCUAGUGGAAUUCAGAACACAAUUGGUUCUGUUGGUACAGGCCAGCAGAAUGCUACUUCUUUAAGUAACCCAAAUCCUAUAGACCCCAGCUCCAUGCAGCGAGCAUAUGCUGCUCUUGGACUUCCCUACCUGAACCAGCCCCAGACGCAGCUGCAGCCUCAGGUUCCUGGCCAGCAACCAGCACAGCCUCAAACUCACCAGCAGAUGAGGACUCUCAACCCCCUAGGAAAUAACCCAAUGAACAUUCCAGCAGGAGGAAUAACAACAGAUCAGCAGCCACCGAACUUGAUUUCAGAAUCAGCUCUUCCAACUUCCCUUGGGGCCACAAACCCACUGAUGAAUGAUGGCUCAAACUCUGGAAACAUUGGAACCCUCAGCACUAUACCAACAGCAGCAGCACCUCCUUCCAGUACUGGUGUUAGGAAAGGCUGGCAUGAACAUGUCACCCAGGACCUGCGGAGCCAUCUAGUGCAUAAACUUGUCCAAGCCAUCUUCCCAACACCUGACCCUGCAGCCCUGAAGGAUCGCCGCAUGGAGAACCUAGUGGCCUAUGCUAAGAAAGUGGAAGGGGACAUGUAUGAAUCUGCCAACAGCCGGGAUGAAUACUAUCACUUAUUAGCUGAGAAAAUUUACAAGAUACAAAAAGAGCUAGAAGAAAAACGGAGGUCACGAUUACACAAACAAGGCAUCUUGGGUAACCAGCCAGCCUUACCAGCUCCUGGGACACAGCCCCCUGGGAUUCCCCAGUCACAACCAGUGAGACCUCCAAAUGGACCCAUGCCCCUGCCAGUGAAUCGCAUGCAGGUUUCUCAAGGGAUGAAUUCAUUUAACCCGAUGUCCUUGGGGAAUGUACAGUUGCCACCAGCUCCAAUGGGACCUCGCGCAGCAUCCCCCAUGAACCAUUCUGUCCCAAUGAACAGCAUGGGCUCCGUUCCAGGGAUGGCCAUUUCUCCUUCCCGAAUGCCUCAGCCUCCAAACAUGAUGAGUGCACAUGCAAACAACAUGAUGGCCCAGACGCCUGCGCAGAACCAGUUUCUGCCGCAGAACCAGUUCCCUUCAUCCAGUGGGACAAUGAGUGUGAACAGUGUAGGCUUGGGGCAACCAGCAGCCCAGACAGGCGUGUCACAGGGACAGGUUCCUGGUGCUGCUCUUCCUAACCCUCUGAACAUGCUUGGGUCCCAGCUGCCUUGCCCACCAGUGACACAGUCACCAUUGCACCAAACGCCACCUCCUGCUUCCACAGCUGCUGGCAUGCCAUCUCUCCAGCAUCCAACAGCACCUGUGAUGACUCCUCCCCAGCCAGCAGCUCCCACCCAGCCAUCAACUCCUGUGUCAUCUUCCGGUCAGACUCCUACCCCGACUCCUGGUUCAGUGCCCAGUGCUAGUCAAGCCCAGAGCACCCCUACAGUCCAGGCAGCAUCCCAGGUGACCCCACAGCCUCAGACCCCAGUUCAGCCUCCAUCUGUGGCCACCCCUCAGUCAUCGCAGCAACAGCCAACGCCUGUGCAUGCCCAGCCUCCUGGCACGCCGCUUUCCCAGGCAGCAGCCAGCAUUGAGAACAGGGUACCCACUCCAUCCUCAGUAACCAGUGCUGAAACCAACUCUCAGCAGCCAGGACCCGAAAUACCAAUGCUGGAAAUGAAGAGUGAGGUCAAGACUGAGGACACCGAGCCUGAUACCAGUGAAGCCAAGGGAGAGCCUGGGUCUACGAUGAUGGAGGAGGAUCUACAUGGAUCUUCUCAAGUUAAAGAAGAAUCAGACACAACAGAGCAGAAAUCAGAACCAAUGGAAGUGGAUGAAAAGAAGCCAGAAGUAAAAGUAGAAGCUAAAGAGGAAGAAGAGAGCAGUGCUAAUGGUGCGGCCUCCCAGUCAGCAUCUCCUUCGCAGCCACGCAAAAAAAUCUUUAAGCCGGAAGAAUUGCGGCAAGCCCUUAUGCCAACCCUAGAAGCGCUGUAUCGACAGGAUCCAGAGUCCUUACCUUUUCGCCAGCCUGUAGAUCCCCAGCUCCUAGGAAUUCCAGAUUAUUUUGACAUUGUGAAGAACCCUAUGGACCUUUCUACCAUCAAGCGAAAAUUGGACACAGGGCAGUACCAAGAACCCUGGCAGUACGUGGAUGAUGUCUGGCUGAUGUUCAACAAUGCCUGGCUCUAUAAUCGCAAGACAUCCCGGGUCUAUAAGUUUUGCAGUAAAUUGGCAGAGGUCUUUGAACAAGAAAUUGACCCUGUUAUGCAGUCUCUUGGAUAUUGCUGUGGACGCAAGUAUGAGUUUUCCCCACAGACUUUGUGCUGCUACGGGAAGCAGCUGUGUACAAUUCCUCGAGAUGCAGCCUACUACAGCUAUCAGAAUAGUUCACCCAAGUAUGGCCUUCUUGCUGACAGGUAUCAUUUUUGUGAGAAGUGUUUCACAGAGAUCCAGGGGGAGAAUGUUACCCUGGGUGACGACCCUUCACAACCCCAAACGACAAUUUCGAAGGAUCAGUUUGAAAAGAAGAAAAAUGAUACCUUAGAUCCUGAACCUUUUGUUGAUUGCAAGGAGUGUGGCCGGAAGAUGCAUCAGAUUUGUGUUUUACACUAUGAUAUCAUUUGGCCGUCAGGCUUUGUGUGUGACAACUGCUUAAAGAAAACUGGCAGGACUCGAAAAGAAAACAAAUUCAGUGCUAAGAGACUGCAGACCACACGGUUGGGAAACCACUUAGAAGACCGAGUCAACAAGUUUUUGCGGCGACAGAAUCAUCCUGAAGCCGGGGAAGUCUUUGUUCGAGUGGUGGCCAGCUCAGACAAGACUGUGGAGGUCAAGCCUGGGAUGAAAUCACGGUUUGUGGACUCUGGGGAAAUGUCUGAAUCUUUCCCAUAUCGAACCAAAGCUCUCUUUGCUUUUGAGGAAAUUGAUGGAGUGGAUGUAUGCUUCUUUGGGAUGCAUGUCCAAGAAUAUGGCUCUGAUUGCCCCCCUCCAAACACAAGGCGUGUAUAUAUAUCUUAUCUGGACAGUAUUCAUUUCUUCCGGCCCCGAUGCCUUCGGACUGCCGUUUACCAUGAGAUCCUUAUUGGAUAUUUAGAAUAUGUGAAGAAAUUGGGGUAUGUGACAGGACACAUCUGGGCCUGUCCCCCAAGUGAAGGAGACGACUACAUCUUCCAUUGCCACCCCCCUGAUCAAAAAAUCCCAAAACCGAAGCGCCUGCAAGAGUGGUACAAAAAGAUGCUGGACAAAGCUUUUGCAGAGCGGAUCAUCCAUGACUACAAGGACAUUUUCAAACAAGCAACUGAAGACAGGCUUACCAGUGCCAAGGAACUGCCCUAUUUUGAGGGUGACUUCUGGCCCAAUGUGUUGGAGGAGAGCAUUAAGGAGCUAGAACAAGAAGAAGAAGAGAGGAAGAAGGAAGAGAGCACUGCGGCCAGUGAAACCACAGAGGGCAGCCAGGGUGACAGCAAGAAUGCCAAGAAAAAGAACAACAAGAAAACCAACAAGAAUAAAAGCAGUAUCAGCCGGGCCAACAAGAAGAAACCCAGUAUGCCCAACGUGUCCAACGACUUGUCCCAGAAGCUCUAUGCCACCAUGGAGAAACACAAAGAGGUCUUCUUUGUGAUCCACCUCCAUGCUGGGCCUGUCAUCAAUACGCUGCCCCCUAUUGUUGACCCAGACCCCCUGCUCAGCUGCGACCUCAUGGAUGGGCGCGAUGCUUUCCUCACCCUUGCCAGGGAUAAGCACUGGGAGUUCUCCUCCCUAAGGCGGUCCAAGUGGUCCACGCUGUGCAUGCUAGUGGAGUUGCACACCCAGGGCCAGGACCGCUUUGUCUACACCUGCAAUGAGUGCAAACACCACGUGGAGACACGCUGGCAUUGCACCGUGUGCGAGGACUAUGACCUUUGCAUCAACUGCUACAACACAAAGAGCCACACCCACAAGAUGGUGAAGUGGGGGCUGGGCCUAGACGACGAGGGCGGCAGCCAGGGUGAGCCUCAGUCCAAGAGCCCCCAGGAGUCGCGGCGCCUGAGCAUCCAGCGCUGCAUCCAGUCCCUGGUGCACGCCUGCCAGUGCCGCAACGCCAACUGCUCGCUGCCGUCCUGCCAGAAGAUGAAGCGGGUUGUGCAGCACACCAAGGGCUGCAAGCGCAAGACCAAUGGAGGCUGCCCCGUGUGCAAGCAGCUCAUCGCCCUUUGCUGCUACCAUGCCAAACACUGCCAAGAAAACAAAUGCCCUGUGCCCUUCUGCCUCAACAUCAAACACAAGCUCCGCCAGCAGCAGAUCCAGCACCGUCUGCAGCAAGCACAGCUCAUGCGCAGGCGGAUGGCUACCAUGAACACCCGCAACGUGCCUCAACAGAGUCUGCCUUCCCCUACCUCAGCACCACCUGGGACCCCCACACAGCAGCCCAGCACACCCCAGACACCACAGCCCCCUACCCAGCCACAGCCCUCACCUGUGAGCAUGUCACCAGCCAGCUUCUCCAGCGUGGCCCGAACUCAGCCCCCCACCACAGUGUCCACUGGGAAGCCUACCAACCAGGUGCCAGCCCCACCACCCCCUGCCCAGCCCCCACCUGCAGCGGUGGAGGCAGCCCGCCAGAUUGAACGUGAGGCCCAGCAGCAGCAGCACCUGUACCGGGUGAACAUCAACAACGGCAUGCCCCCAGGGCGCACAGGCAUGGUGACCCCUGUGAGCCAGAUGGCCCCAGUGGGCUUAAAUGUGCCCCGACCCAACCAGGUCAGUGGGCCUGUCAUGCCCAACCUGCCCCCUGGGCAGUGGCAGCAGGCACCCAUCCCCCAGCAACAGCCGAUGCCUGGCAUGCCCAGGCCCGUGAUGUCUAUGCAGGCUCAGCCAACUGUGGCCGGACCACGGAUGCCCAAUGUGCAGCCACCUCGGAGCAUCUCACCUGGCGCCCUGCAGGACCUGCUGCGGACCCUGAAGUCUCCCAGCUCCCCGCAGCAGCAGCAGCAGGUGCUCAACAUCCUCAAGUCAAACCCUCAGCUGAUGGCAGCUUUCAUCAAACAGCGCACGGCCAAGUACGUGGCCAGUCAGCCCGGUCUGCAACCCCAGCCCAGCCUCCAGGCCCAGCCUGGCCUACAGCCCCAGCCUGGCCUACACCAGCAGCCCAGCCUGCAGAACCUGAAUGCCAUGCAAACCAGUGGGCCACGGCCUGGUGUGCCUCCACAGCAGCAAGCGAUGGGAGGCCUGAACCCCCAGGGCCAGGCCCUGAACAUCAUGAACCCAGGGCACAACCCUAGCAUGGCAAGCAUGAACCCGCAGUACAGAGAGAUGUUGCGAAGGCAGCUGCUGCAGCAACAGCAGCAGCAGCAACAACAGCAACAGCAACAACAGCAGGGCAGUGCCGGCAUGGCCGCAGGCAUGGCAGGACAUGGCCAGUUCCAGCAGCCUCAAGGACCUGGAGGCUAUCCCCCGGCCAUGCAGCAGCAGCGGAUGCAGCAGCACCUGCCCAUGCAGGGCAAUUCUAUGGGCCAGAUGGCAGCUCAGAUGGGACAGCUCGGCCAAAUGGGGCAGCCCGGGCUGGGCGCAGACAGCACCCCCAAUAUCCAGCAAGCCCUGCAGCAGCGGAUUCUGCAGCAGCAGCAGAUGAAGCAGCAGAUUGGGUCCCCAGGCCAGCCAAACCCCAUGAGCCCCCAGCAGCACAUGCUCUCAGGACAGCCACAGGCCUCGCACCUCCCUGGCCAGCAGAUGGCCACAUCCCUUAGUAGCCAGGUGCGAUCUCCGGCCCCUGUCCAGUCUCCUCGGCCCCAGUCCCAGCCUCCACAUUCCAGCCCAUCACCACGGAUACAGCCCCAGCCUUCACCACACCACGUCUCGCCCCAGACUGGUUCUCCCCACCCAGGACUUGCAGUCACCAUGGCCAGCUCCAUAGAUCAGGGACACUUGGGGAACCCCGAACAGAGUGCAAUGCUACCACAGCUGAAUACCCCCAACAGGAGUGCGUUGUCCAGUGAGCUGUCCCUGGUCGGCGACACCACAGGAGACACCCUAGAAAAAUUUGUGGAGGGUUUGUAGCAUUGUGAGAGCAUCAUUUUUUCCCCUUUCAUGUUCUUGGACCUUUUGUACUGAAAUCCAGGCAUCUAGGCUCUUUUUAUUCCUAGAUGGAACUGCUACUUCCAAGCCACGGAAGGGUAGAUUGCUGUUUAAAGAAACAAUACAAAGAAUAUAUUUUUUUGUUAAAAACCA